Messenger RNA from Coccomyxa subellipsoidea C-169, 1525 nucleotides. RefSeq names its product serine-tRNA ligase. Lineage: Eukaryota; Viridiplantae; Chlorophyta; Trebouxiophyceae; Coccomyxaceae. Gene Ontology annotation, cellular component: cytosol. Gene Ontology annotation, biological process: seryl-tRNA aminoacylation. The transcript is spliced from 11 exons. The coding region runs from base 35 to 1384 and encodes 449 amino acids. Gene Ontology annotation, molecular function: serine-tRNA ligase activity; tRNA binding; ATP binding. The record is from RefSeq and is a predicted model, not a curated record.
AAAUUGUAAAUUGUUGUAUCAGUUGCGCCUCAUAAUGCUGGACGUCAAUCUUUUCCGAGAAGGGAAGGGAGGCAAUCCGGACCUCAUCAGGGAAUCACAGCGACGCCGAUUCGCCGAUGUUACCUUGGUUGAUAAGAUCAUAGAUCUGGACAAGCAAUGGCGUGAUGCUGUGUACAAUAUGGAGCGCUUGAAGACAGAAUUCAAUGCUCUCAACAAGGCGAUCGGGGUGAAGCGCAAGGCAAAGGAGGACACAGCAGAGCUGCAGGAGAAGAGCAAGGGGCUGAAAGCAGACAUUGUGGCGGCAGAGGAGAAUGUGAAAGCAGCAGAGAAGACCCGGGACAAGACCAUCAUGCUCAUAGGCAACCUCGUGCCCGACUCUGUGCCAGUCAGCAAUGACGAGGUGGACAAUGUGGUGGUGAAGACAUAUGGCGAGCCAAGGGAGGAGGAUGGUCUGCGGAAUCAUGUGGACCUGGUGCAGAUGCUGGACAUUGUUGACCUGGAGGCAGGCACCAUGGUUGCAGGUGGGCGCGGCUUCUACCUGAAGAAUGAGGGCGUGCUGCUGAACCAGGCAAUCAUACAGGCAGCCCUGCACCAUGGCUAUGCUCGAAAGUGUCAGCCAGUGAUGACUCCCUUCUUCAUGCGUCAAGACAUCAUGGCAGAGUGCGCUCAGCUAGAGCAAUUCGAUGAGGAACUCUAUAAGGUCACUGGGGAGGGAGAUGACAAGUACCUGAUUGCCACAUCAGAGCAGCCGCUGUGCGCAAUGCACAGGAAGCUGUGGUUUGAGGAAAGCCAACUGCCCCUGAAGUAUAUAGGCUACUCCACAUGCUUCCGCAAAGAGGCCGGCAGCCAUGGGCGGGACACUCUUGGCAUUUUCAGAAUACACCAGUUUGAGAAAGUCGAGCAGUUCUUCGUGACCUCGCCUGACAAUGAUGCGUCAUGGGCCGCCUUGGAAGAGAUGCUCACCAAUGCAGAGGACUUCUAUCAAGCGCUGGAAGUCCCCUACCACGUGGUGAACAUCGUCAGCGGGGAGCUGAACAAUGCGGCAGCAAAGAAGUACGACCUUGAAGCAUGGUUUCCAGCCUCGAAGAAGUAUCGGGAGCUGGUGUCCUGCUCAAACUGCACAGACUACCAGGCACGGCGAUUGGAGGUGCGCAUGCGGACGCCCAAAGUGCCAGGCAGCGAUCUGAACCGCAAGGAGUAUGUGCACAUGCUCAACUGCACGCUGUCUGCAACUGAGCGCACCCUGUGCUGUCUACUGGAAAACUACCAGACUCCCGAUGGCGUGAGGGUGCCCAAGGUUCUGCAGAAAUUCAUGCCGGGAGAACUGGACUUCAUCCCAUUCAGGAAGACAUUUGACGCCAAGGGCAAGCUGGUGCCAAAGUAGCGGAAGCUGCGAGCUUGAUUCCUUUUUGUUGCAUGCUAGUGUACGUGGCUUUUGAUAAUGUUUGUGUAACACGUCUGGGCAGUUCUGCUGAGCGAGCUUCAUCUGUAUGCGCUGUGAGGCUGCGUUUGUAAUGAUACAAGG